AUGACGGUUGCACAUGAUUCCCUCCGGGGGUCUUCGAUACCUCAAGCGAACAAGCUACCCCUAGAGGAUCGAUUUGAAGUUCUAAAGGAAAUCGGUGAUGGAAGCUUUGGUAGUGUGGUUCUGGCCAGGGUUAGGACUGCUGGCGCGAGCGUGGCUCGUCGCGGCACUGUAGUUGCUAUCAAGACUAUGAAGAAGACCUUCGAGUCCUUCACGCCGUGUCUUGAGCUUCGAGAGGUUGUUUUCUUAAGAACAUUACCACCGCACAGUCAUUUAGUUCCUGCUCUUGACAUCUUUCUCGACCCAUUCACCAAGAAACUCCACAUAUGUAUGGAGUAUAUGGAAGGAAACCUAUAUCAGCUGAUGAAGGCCCGCGAUCACAAGUGCCUCGACAACGCAAGUGUGAAAAGCAUCUUGUUUCAGAUCAUGCAAGGUCUCGAGCAUAUCCACGCCCACCAAUUUUUCCAUCGAGAUAUCAAACCUGAGAACAUUCUCGUCACAACAUCUGGACAUCAAGACUCGGUGAACUCGUUUAGGAGGUAUUCGGCAUUGAUGACGCCGCCUUCCACGCCUCCGGCAUAUACUGUAAAGAUUGCCGAUUUCGGUCUGGCGAGAGAGACGCAUUCCAAAUUACCUUACACCACCUAUGUGUCGACACGAUGGUACCGUGCCCCGGAGGUACUACUACGAGCCGGCGAAUAUUCCGCACCUGUAGAUAUCUGGGCCGUCGGUGCCAUGGCAGUCGAGAUUGCGACCUUGAAGCCUCUUUUCCCGGGAGGGAACGAAGUCGACCAGGUUUGGAGGGUUUGUGAGAUUAUGGGCAGUCCCGGGAACUGGUACAAUAAGGCGGGCGCUCGAGUAGGUGGAGGAGACUGGAGAGAAGGAACACGAUUGGCUGGAAAGCUUGGGUUUUCUUUCCCGAAGAUGGCACCGCACUCAAUGGAUACGAUACUACAGUCACCACAGUGGCCUGCAUCUCUCAGCCAGUUUGUAACUUGGUGUUUGAUGUGGGAUCCUAAGAACCGACCGACGUCGACCCAGGCAUUGGCUCACGAAUAUUUCCAAGAUGCAGUCGAUCCUCUGCGACCUAAAUCCUCGGCGUCGAGGAUACUAGGUCGGAAGCAAUCCGACAUAAGCCGCGGAAAAGACACCACCUCCGGGACGCCAACUUCAUCGAAACCUUCAUGGUUUAGAAAGUCGCUAAUCGGCCGCAACGAUUCCACCGAGAACUCGCCUGCACCCAUCAGCGUGAAGGAUAUCGUCGCGGCUCCGCGCCCAUCGCCAAUUCACUCACCCGAAACCUUGGAAGUUCCCUCAGCCAAACCGAAACCUGCUGCUAGUAAGCGCACUACGUGGACUAAUGGACCAUCGAAUGUUGCUCCUAUGCCGAUUUUGCCUACGAUUCGACCUAUCUCGCCCCUGUCUGAUGCGGUAACUGCCCAGGCGUCAAGUCGCACUCCUUCGUAUAAUGAUCUAUAUGCUAAUAUAAACGAUAAGUCGAAGAAGAUUGGUCGCCAGCUCUCGGUAGCUUCAAGUACAAACCAUUAUACAGAAAUGCACCGACAACAAGCCGAGCGGGCUCUGAAUGGCAACAGCGGGUUGGCAUCCCCUCCAAGCGGACAUAAAGAAAGCUUUUUUUCUCAUCUACGCAAACGGGCAAGACGAUUCUCCGGUAGGCAUCAAACUCCUGUUUCGCCUUCGUACGAAGACCUCGAGGCACAGGCGGGCUGUGGGCCUUGGUCUAGUAACAGGUCCUCAAUGGUUAUUGACCAAAACGGAUCUGCGGCGAAGGUGGAUAAUUAUGAAUCGUUGGAUCGAACAUUGCGCGACGCUCAUCCCGCAUUAAGUACUCCCGCCCCGCCUAUUCAUAUGACUGCGUCGAGCGGAAACUUGAAGCGGCACCAUUCUUUACCUCACCAGCAGCCCAGAUCUGUUGAUAACCUCAUUGGCGUUGCUCGCACUCCUGGACCAAUUUCUAGCCGAACGAGGAGGGCGCAAGCAACUUAUGGCGUACAAAGUGAUGCCUUAGACGAGGAAGACGAGUUGUUAGAUGAAGCACUUCACUCUACCCACAAGGCUAUGAAACGACUCGAAAAGGAGGGGAAAGCAGCCAACCUUCGGCAAUCGGUUAGUAAUGUUGGACUCUCAAAUCCGUAUCCAACACCAUCGCCGUCGGCUAGUGGAAAUGCUGUCCUUUUUGGGGAUGGCCAGGAGUCGGUAGCACCUAAACCAUUGGACCAACAUAAGAAUUCGGAACAAGACGCCCAACAAAAAUGGCCCACGCCUCCAUACGAAGAAGGCGAGUGGGCGUCUUCGGCAGCUGCUAGCAUCUGGGCUGCUGGUAACAGAUUCUAA
This is a messenger RNA of Daldinia caldariorum, 2352 nucleotides long. RefSeq names its product Pkinase-domain-containing protein. Gene Ontology annotation, cellular component: cytoplasm; nucleus. The coding region runs from base 1 to 2352 and encodes 783 amino acids. Gene Ontology annotation, molecular function: ATP binding; protein serine/threonine kinase activity. Gene Ontology annotation, biological process: protein phosphorylation; intracellular signal transduction. NCBI's taxonomy places the organism in Eukaryota, Fungi, Ascomycota, Sordariomycetes, Xylariales, Hypoxylaceae. The transcript has 2 exons. The record is from RefSeq and is a predicted model, not a curated record.